Mycena citricolor is the source of this 645-nucleotide messenger RNA. The record is from the annotation of a GenBank genome assembly. NCBI's taxonomy places the organism in Eukaryota, Fungi, Basidiomycota, Agaricomycetes, Agaricales, Mycenaceae.
AGCGGCGGUUUCUCCAACAUCUUCCCGGCGCCGGCGUACCAGACCGCCCAGAUCGCCUCUUUCCUCAAGACGGUCCCGUCCGACUUCAACGCCACGUUCAACCUCACCGGACGUGGGUUCUCCGAUGUGUCGACCCAGGGCUGGAACUUCCAGGUCGUCAACAACGGCACCACCACCUUGACGGGCGGCACGAGCGCCUCGUCACCUACGUUCGCCGCCGUCAUCGCAUUGAUCAACGACCGGCUCGUGGCUGCAGGCAAGCCCGUGCUCGGCUUCCUGAACCCGUUCCUGUACGCCAAUCUGGGCGCGUUCAACGAUAUCACUGUGGGUCACAAUUCUGGAUUCGUGUGCCCUGAAUCCGGCGUCGGUUUUGAUGCUACGACCGGCUGGGAUCCUCUGACGGGACUGGGGACCCCCAACUUUACCAGUCUCCUUGCUGCGGCCAUGGCUUAAGCGACUGUCGUGCAGCAUUGAGUUACGAUGGCAUGAUGGAUCUGAGCAACAGCCGCGAGAUUGAUUCCAAUAAAACUUUGAUUGUUCAGAAUCUGCCUGAAUUACUCACUUCUAGUCAUCUGAGAGCCAAAUUUUGUCAAGCCUGUCGAAUUCGAGCAGUGAGAACUUGUGCGCAAUAGGGUUAGGGUUUCA